AUAUGUAGAGAGAGUCCCGUCACAAAGGGGUCCCUGAUACCACACGAUGAUGUUAAGAUUUUUAGAUUGUACUCGUUAAAUACUUCAACAAAAUAAAAAAGAAGACAAUAAUUUUUGGGCCCCCGAAGUAAAGUUCAACCUAUCCUUCUUUAUGGGCUAUGACCCACGCUCCCUAAUUAUUUAUUAUCCUACUCCUCUAUAUGGACCAAGGCCUCCCUUGGCAGAUAUUUAUUUCUUGAUUCUUUCUAUGAGCCUGACUGAAUCUGACUGAAUCAUAAUGACUGAUGAACAAUUACCCCAAGAGGUAACUAAACAUAGUUUCCGACAGAAAGUAUGGGACUAUUUAAUGAAGAAUGAUUUAGUAAACUUUCCUCUUGUUGUAUAUGACCGGAUACCAAAUUUCAAAGGUGCUGCUGAGGCAGCAUUACGUACAGCAGAAUUGGAAGAGUUUAAAAAGGCCAAAGUUAUAAAGAUAAAUCCAGACAAACCACAAGAACCUAUUAGAUUCAUAGCGUUAGAAGCUAACAAAGAAAUAUUGGUGCCAAUUCCUAGAUUAAGAUCUGGGCUGUUUCUUCAUAUUACACCAGUUGCUGGAGCUACAAAACAUGAACUAAGAAAUCUAUCCAAAAUUCAUGGUUUAUUGGAAGCUGGUAAACCACUUGGUGUAGACUCCAAAAUACAUGUAGAUUUAGUGAUACUAGGAUCUGUAUGUGUUAGCCAUGAUGGAUACAGACUAGGCAAAGGUAAAGGUUUUGCUGAUUUGGAAUAUGCCAUAAUGACAAGAAUGGGUGCAAUUACACAAGAUACUAUAGUUAUUACAGCAGUGCAUGAUUGCCAAGUAUUUGAUAGGCUGCCACCUGAAUUAUUUAAAGAAUAUGAUGUACCUGUUGAUAUCAUUGUUACACCUACUCAGACAAUAGUAGUAAAUCCAAGAUUGAAAAAACCUAACGGCAUUAUAUGGUCUAUGCUUAGCGAGAGAAGGGUGAAAUCCAUGCAGGUGUUGCAGCAACUUAAAGAGAUGGAUGAGAAAGAUGGCAAAAUAGUAACUUUGAAGGAGGAGGACUCUGAUACGGAAACACAAAAACCGUACCGAAAUCGGUCGAAUCCUUUAAGGAAUAAUAAACGUUUCAAACCAAGGAAAAAUGUCCCUGGUGUUAAUGAUUUCAAUGAAGAAGGAGAGAAACAAUGUACAAUAAAAGGACGUUCUCCUAAAAAACGUACGCUUGGUAAUAUCAAAUCAGGAACCGACAAUAAUUUAGUCGCUAAUGAAGUUGAAGAAAAAGUCGAGAACAAUGAUAGAAAUACUCAGCGUCGAAAAAAUUUGAGACUGAGAUCUAAAUCGCAGGUUGCGUUUUCUCUAAAGUUAUCGAAUAUUUCAUCUAGCGCGAGGAUACGUGAUUUGAAAAAUGCUCUGUUAGAGCGUGGCGUUAAACCAAAUGAAAUAACCUGGCUAGGCUAUCGCGGAAUUUGUUAUCUUCAUUUUAACAAGCUCAGAGAGAAGAACAGUUUGCCAGAACAACCGAUACAGGUCGAUUCGAUAAUGACAAAUUUGCAACAGUUGUGUAUUGGCGAGCCUACCGGCAAAGAGGACGAUUUCAUAAUCGUAGAACCUGCUAAACCGAUAUCCAGGAUAGAAGUCACGGAUGUGUCUUCGGUUUAAAAAGUAUUUAAACUUUUCUUUUAUAGUACAAUUUGUGUGAUUAUUCUUAUGGAGAUAGCUGGGUUCCAUAACAUAAUGAUUACUUCCUAGUUUUCAAACUUAUACAAGUAAUCUACGAUGUAUCCACCUUAAGUGCAAAAUAAUCUCAUAAUUUAUAACAACGUACUAUAUUUCUACAGUUGAAAUACUCUUCGGUAAGAAUUGCAUGCGCGUUAGAAUCAGUCGAUCGAUAAGCUAUAGUUUUUAAUAAUUCAGAUACGUCUACUGUGAUCACGUAACAAAUAUUUAACGAUAAAAGAAAUUAAUUUAAAUAACUCUUGCCAAAAUAUAAAAAGUAAUAUGUAAAAUGUAUAUGUAUAUAACAUUCGAUGAUAUUUAUCUAACAUUGCAGACUGAUAAUAGUAUAGUCAACCCUUAAGUAAUAUUCGAAGCGAGUGAAAGUAAAAUAGCAUCUUCUAUUUGCAUAUUGGAUAUUCUAUUUUUCUGAGAGAAUAUUUUCACAGAGAUUAGAUAGAAAUAAUGUAUAACUUUUGUGUCGCUGUACCUUAUAGUCAUUUGUUGAAUCUGAGAUUAGAUAAUUCGUGUGUUACUUUAAUAAUAGCAAUAUUUUGUGAUAUGAACAUAGUGAACCAGUCUUAAAAAACAAAGAUAUUUAAUGUUGAUAAUUUUAUUAUUACCGCAAGGUAGGAGAAAAAAUUAAUUUUCUUUUUGUAUCAUUAUUUUACCCUUAUAGUUUUAAAAAUCCGCUGGUCGAAUUAUUUUCUGUACUUGAUGUAAGGAAA
Messenger RNA from Osmia lignaria (orchard mason bee), 2442 nucleotides. It is a transcript of the gene lost, whose product is annotated as methenyltetrahydrofolate synthase domain-containing protein lost. The record is from RefSeq and is a predicted model, not a curated record. NCBI's taxonomy places the organism in Eukaryota, Metazoa, Arthropoda, Insecta, Hymenoptera, Megachilidae. Gene Ontology annotation, cellular component: cytoplasm.